UACCGUAUUUGUAAAUAAAUUGUAUUUAGGUAUUUUUCGGAAUAAUAAUAAAUUAAUCUAUGGCGGAUGACGAAGAUGAAGGAGAAGGGGGGUUAUAUGAAGAGGGGCACUGGAUUUGGGAUGAAAAUGCUAAUCAAAUUACAUUUAUAAGUGAUCGGCCGGUAUUCGAAGACGAGGCUAUUCAAAUGCCGACCAAAGUACCGACGGGAGCCAUAGAGUUCAAAGACGACGUCGAUUUAAUAGAGCAGUUAAGAUAUCGGAGACGCUAUCAACGGAAACUGAAGCCUGAACAACCGGAUAUAGUUACAGUGCAAGAUUGCAAGGACCUCGCGCUGUACACGGCGCCGGUGGCCAUACAGAGUCCCGCCCUGAUCAACAUGCUGCAUAUACCGACUACUGACAGAUUCAUCAAGGCAUUAAUUUUAUGUUGCCAAUAUUAUUUACAGCUAUGCUCGCAGGUGUCGGACGAGAUGGCGCAACGCAUGCUGGACCUGGAGACGCGCGUGCGCACCCCGUACUGCGACGUGGUGGAGAGAGAGUUCGGCAUCAACCUCAACGAUUUGCGCGUGCUAGUUGCUAAGGAGUAUUGCACUAUGCUUAUAGGUGGGGCGGACACUAAGAAGUACCACCACAUGGGCCCGGCGAAGAAGCGGCGGUCGUUGUCCGACAAGGACGCGCGGCUCUUUGAGACGCUGCUGCGGAUGUGCGUGCAGAUCGUCUGGCUCGCUUUAGGACGCAAGGCGUUCAAUCAGAUUGAGCUAGAGGUGAAUCGGUUGUUUAAAUCGGAAAUCUUCAACGCCGUAGAGCACACGCUAAAGACCAAGUACGUGGAGAAAAUGUCGAGGGAGGAAAGAAACGUCCUGCUGGGCGAAUGUGUGCGAACUGACAAGAAGCUUACCACGAAGUCACCUAUGAUGAACGAAGUGUUCUGCCAUAGGGACAUUGACUAUCGUAUGAUGGGAAUUGGAGUCAUCAAAAUGAAGCAAAUGCCGUCGCGUCUCAAGUAUAUACAUAAUCUUGUGGCCGGGCCAGAGGAGAGGUACGCGGAGCUAGGGGUCUCGCUCGGGAUCGUGGGGCUGCCUCGCUCUAACUUCGACACCAUGCUCAAACCGCUGCCUACGGCGGAAGAUCACAACAAGUACAUUUUUUGUUUCAGAGGGUCACUUGUGAGCAGUAUCAGUGCAAAAAGCAGCAGUAGCGUGAAGAAAAGCGGAACGGCGUGCGCUCAACCAAAAUUGUAUGCCGACAUUCACUUGCCAUUAAAAUCAGAGCACGACGACACGUUCCCAUCUUCGUUCCCGAGUGAGCCCGAACCGCCGACGCCGUGCAACGACACGCAGCGCCGGCGCUGGCUCAAGCGUCUCCAAAGGCUGCGGCGCGGGCAGAGGGCCUCCACCGUCGUUAAACGCCUGUAAAUUCAUUAUAAUAAUUACAUUUACCUGUAAUAAAGAAAAAAAAUUAAAAU
This is a messenger RNA of Cydia fagiglandana, 1465 nucleotides long. Its product is annotated as protein phosphatase 1 regulatory subunit 36-like. Lineage: Eukaryota; Metazoa; Arthropoda; Insecta; Lepidoptera; Tortricidae. The coding region runs from base 60 to 1415 and encodes 451 amino acids. Gene Ontology annotation, biological process: negative regulation of phosphatase activity. The record is from RefSeq and is a predicted model, not a curated record. The transcript is spliced from 10 exons. Gene Ontology annotation, molecular function: phosphatase binding.